Molecule: messenger RNA, 11715 nt
Organism: Lymnaea stagnalis (great pond snail)
Lineage: Eukaryota; Metazoa; Mollusca; Gastropoda; Lymnaeidae
Source: the annotation of a GenBank genome assembly
AUGUGAUGCUAAGGUAACUGUUCACGCAGUGUCUUUCUUUUUCUUCUUCUGCGACAUCGUCCCUGUGUCAACGGGGAAAGGUAGGCAGGGCUGCUAGGUGACAUAACACUGACAUCGAAUCAAUUUUUUUUUUUUUUUUUUUUUUUUUUUUUUUUUGCAAUAUAAAUUAUUUUUUUAAAAGUAAUUGAGAUUUUUAACUCACAAUUUUUUAUGAUUUAAAAGAAAAUUAUAAUCGAAUCAAUUUUUUUUUUUUUUUUUUUAUAUUUUUUUUUUUGCAAUAUACAUUAUCUGUAUAAAAGUAACUGAGAUUUUUAACUCACCAUAUUUCAUGAUUUAAAAGAAAACUAUAAAUAUGACGUCAUUAAUCUUUUGUUGGAAACUCAAAAACAGUACUUUAAAAAAACCAAAAACAAACAUCAUGGUGUGUGAGAUUUUUAUGAAUGAACUAUUAAAACAAAAGUUUCUUUACAAACCAUGCAUUCAAGUCACGCGUGGUGUAAAGGCGCACCAUUGUGUACUAAAUAAAGACUGGGAAUUUUAUUUCCCGCGCCUGUUAAGACAUUUCGUUGAAGACAUUUCUUUCAUAUCUAGAGAACAAGUAUUUGUGACUUUUAAAUCCUUUACAUUAACUCCUCUUUUUUCGCGUGUUUCUUUCUGGCUGGGUGUGAGGCAACAUCUUCGGUAGGCUAAUUGACCUACUUCCCGUCAACCUAUGGAGCUAUAAUUCGGCUAUAUUGAAUCGUUACCAAUGACAACAAAUUUUAAUUAAAAUGUCAUCCCCACUCUUUAACCCCAAACCCCAAAAUCAGUUUUAAUUUUUUUUUUCAAGGGGAAGUUGGUAACCAGAGUAGUAAUGAUGUGAUUAUAGACUAUUUUAAGUUAGCAAGUAUGGAUCAUUUUUCCGUUUGAAAAACAACUCGAAAUAAGCAUGUUGUACAAGAUUUCACAAGACGGUCGCACUUUUUGUUUUUAACCCUGCAAAUGAUUAUACUGUUGUUUGAAUUUAGAGUAAUAAAGCAGAGGAUUAGGAUUGUAUUUAAUAGGCAGGGUAAGGGCGUGAAUUAGUGGAAAAAGUAAUAGCAAAAUAUGAUCCCAACUCGUCUGUGGUCUCUGGGGUUACGACUCAUCACGUCCAGUCAUACAACAUGCCAACAACCCAGUCAAAUGGGGUCACAAAGUUCACUCAACACACGCAAUAAUCGUCAGUCACGUACACUAUCACAGUCCACUGUCUUUCUACGUGGUUUCGGGUGAUCUUGUACUGAGCAGAUUUAUCAAUGGCCAAAUAAAUUUCCGACGCAGUUUUGAUUAUUUAUAAUAAACAAUACAAACACGAGGUGCAAUUCCUCUUGGAUGUUCGUUACAAACAAAGAUAUUAUACAUAGAUUAUAUAUAACUUCAUUCGCUAUAUUAACCUUAUGUCAAGGAACACCAAAGUGAUCAGAUUGUAAGACUAUUCAAAGUGAUAAUCUUCAAAAAAUUACCAGCUGUUGUCCAACUCGUGAUUGUUUCUUUUCUUUUUUUAACAUUUUUUGUUUUUUAUAUAGACUAUAGAUAGCUUCCGUAGAAAAACUGCACAGCUCUUCUCUUAUCUCAAAAUGAACGCUGUGGUCCUUGGUGUUUACAACUUUUUAUUGUGUAUAGGUAGGUAGAAGAAAGAAAUAGGGUUUUAUUUUGGCAGGAAUAAUUUUUUGUUGUUGUUUGGACACAUGUCCCCGGUUUCAGAUUAGCAGAAUAUUAUUUUAGAUGUGACGUUUUACGGAUUAUUGUGAUAUGUUAUAUCACAACACUUUAUCAUUUAACUUCUCUUUAUUUUUUCUUUAUUCACAAUUUACAUAAAAGAAAUAAAAAUUUGUUUUCAACAACAGUUUUUGGUUCGUUUCGACACUUAUUCUAACUAGUUUUGAAUCUCCCAAAACAUCAUAUGUAUUUUGUUUUUUUAAUUUAAUAAAAUUGACAAUGCAUAUUUGACUUGUUUAAAAAAAAAAAAUGAACCCCAGUGGCGAUUUAAUUUUUUCAAACAGGGCUAGGGCUGACCCAAAUUCACAUCGGAGCCAUCAAUGAACUCGAGACCUUGACCUGCCCCGUGUGUGAUGGCAAAGCCCAUGCUUUUCCGGCAUGCUUGAAUGGGCCGUCACAUCCCUGCCACCCUGACGAGGUAGCUAUCAGAGAGUGUAGCAAUAUCAUGUUAACAAGCUCUACCUUUGAUUCCACAGGACUUGAUCGUUGCCGUGUCCAAAAGUUUUCAUGCGAAAAGUUCUCUUGCUUGCGUUUACAUUACGUGGUCCAAAUUAAGGACACAAUACAUGGUUCAAAUUAAGGACACAAUACAUGGUUCAAAUUUAGGACCCAAUUCUUGGUUAAAAUUAAGUACACAUUGCAUGGUUAAAAUUAAGGAGCCAAUACAUGGUUAAAAUUUAGGAGCCAAUACAUUGUUAAAAUUAAGGAGCCAAUACAAGAUUAAAAUUAAGGAGCCAAUACAUGGUUAAAAUUAGGGAGCCAAUACAUGGUUAAAAUUAAGGAGCCAAUACAUGGUUAAAAUUAAGGACACAUUACAUGGUUCAAAUUACGGACACAUUGCGUGCUACAAAUUAGGGAACCAUGACAUGAUUCAAAUAAGGAUACACUGCAUGGCCCAAAUUAGAAAGUCAUUAAAUUUUUUUUAAAAAAAUCAAUAAAUUCUCAACUGAUUACUUUGCAAUAAAAUAUAAUUUAAAUGUUAACCUAUUCAGCUGGUGGUUGGUUUCGGUAUUAAGGUUGUCAUGCUUAUAAGAUGCGAAUGUUGACCCAUUUAAAACACUAUUAUUUUUCUAAAACAUGGUUUAUACUAAUCAGGCCAGUAAUGUACACCGAUCUUUUUUUUUUAAAGCACAACGUUCAUGUAAAACAAUUGGCUCAAAAAAUUAAUUCCCCUGUCUUCUAAGGUAUGUUCCGUCAAGUACACAGACGAUCAGCCAGUAUACAAGUGUCAAAAAGCUGUCGUAAGUAAACACGGUUGACAAAAAGCCGCCAGUUUGUCAUGUUUGGUUUAGGUUUUGGUUUCCUUCUAGUUUUCACUCUACUGGAUGAUUCUUAUCGCUUUUUUUUUUCCUUUCUUUUUUUUUUUGAAAGUAAAAAAAAAAUAUUGAUACUAGUAUCAUUUUUUAUAUCAUGUAAAUAACUAAGACACUUGUUCUUUCCAAUAAUUGAACAUUACAAGCGAAAGUUAGAAAAAAUUAUCCUGGCUGAGUGAACGGCAAUCUUUGUUAUCGCUUUUUUUUUUCCUUUCUUUUUUUUUUUGAAAGUAAAAAAAAAAUAUUGAUACUAGUAUCAUUUUUUAUAUCAUGUAAAUAACUAAGACACUUGUUCUUUCCAAUAAAUGAACAUUACAAGCGAAAGUUAGAAAAAAUUAUCCUGGCUGAGUGAACGGCAAUCUUUGGUAAUGCGAAGUGAAGGAAAGUUAAAAUGCAAGUUUUUUAACAACGGUUUAAAAUUACACUUAUUACAAAACUGUUUUGAAAUUUUUCAUGAGGAUCGAUUGUUCCGCUAUUCCCAAAUCAAUACAGAUGAUUACAAAAUUUAUUUAUUCAGUUUUAAAAAAAUAUAUAUAUUGUGUCAAUAAUUUUUUUUCCAGGAUUGUCAAAGACCAGCAGCUCACCCCACCUUGUUAUGUCCUUUGUUCGGAGUUGAAAUCCAUCUAGGCCAAUGUCAAGCGUGCUGUGGGACGAUAUCUUGUGUCCAGGGCGUGACUCAGCAGAUACAGCAUCAGUUCAGUAUGUCAACAUCUCUAGAUGUCAUGUGUUUAUUAGUCAUUUCAAGGACUUUAGGUGUCAACCCCCCCACCCACUCGCAAGUUAGGCUUUCUUAGGCUGUCUAGCUUUGGGUUUGAUUUCAAAUAAAAGUAAAAUCACGUCAAUAUAAUGCACUCACCAAUAGAAGUAGAAAAAAAAAAGAGAUAACACACUUCAAUUCAAUUCAAUUCAAACCACAAUGAACAAUGUGUUAGAUAAUAUUUUAGGGAAAAGUAUAGCAAGAAACAUUAUCUUCUGUACUUGAGUAGUUCAAAGGAACGAUUUCAAAUCAGUUGAAAACAAAAUGAACUAAGCGUAAGAUAAUAUUUGUGGGGGAAAACAUAUAAAAAAAAACAUAAGCUUCUGUACUUAGGUCGUUCAGUGGAACGAUUCUUUACAUAGGCUUUCAGCCGUUUGAAAUGUGUCCCGUUAUGACUUGGUUAGCUGCACCUACACAGUAACUUUGAUCUCGGGGAACACAUAGAAAAAAGAAGGGGAAAAAAAGGUUUACAAGUUGAGGUGUUUUCAUUUAAGUGAUACAAUUUUGAAGCUUGAAAGAUUAGAUUUGUUAUGGAUUUUUUAUUUAUUUAUUUUUAUAUUGUUUAAGGUAUGCACUUAAAUCAGGAUUGAAGGAAAAGAUUAUCCACAUGUAUCUCGAGCUUUUUCUUGAAUUCCUUCCCCUUCCUAUCUAACCGAACUUAUUUCUGUCUACUUCACCCCUUCGACAGCUUCGUGCCUCCGCAGAUGCGCGUAUUCUUUCUGUCCCCAAGACUCGCACAAGAACAUACGGUGAUCGAUCGUUCUCUUUCUGUGCCCCUAAAUAAUUGCGUUCUCUUCCAUUGCACAUCCGCAAUAUACCGAUCACCACAGCCUUCAAAACUGCACUCAAAACACAUCUUUUUAAACUCAACUAUCCAGACUGAUUCCCCCCUCUGACAGAAAAAACGAUGCUACUAGGUGUCGUCCAUGGCUUGACAUGUAAAUAGUUUUAAAAAUACAUUUGUUUUGUUUUAUUGAAUUAAUGUAUGUCAAUUAAUAUUUUAAGUGUUUUGAUUAUGUUUGUACAGCGUGCUGAGCCCAGCACUAGUCAGGGGUACCAUGCUAUAUAAAACCACUUAUAAUAAUAAUAAUAUAAUAAUCUCAAGCCAUAAGUUUAUAUAUUUUUUAUUUUUAAUGUGUGGCGAGACUAUAUUACUUCCAAUGAUUUCUUAAAACACUAAAGGAUUUCAUAAAAUAAUAGCUAGCAAAGAAUAUCGGGUAGUCUACAUUCACACUGAUCAAUUACACCACUAAUCCAAUUCUGAACUCGUUGGCUAUCCAACUGAUUCACUACCCAAAUGAUUCGCUGCCAAAAUUAUUCACUACCCAACUGCUUAGGUAUCUAACUGAUUUACUCCCCAACUGAUUCACUACCCAAAUGACUCACUAUCCAACUGAUUCACGAUCCAACUGAUUUGCAACCCAACUCAUUCACUACCCAACUCAUUCACUACCCUACUAAUCAACUACCCUAAUGAUUUAACUACCCAACUAUUUAACUAUCCACCUGGUUCAGCACCCAAGUGAUCUACAGUUCCAAUUUUUUAUUACCCAAUGUACUUAAUCAAUACCAACUGAUUCAAUAACCAACUGAAUCAUUACGCAUUUCAUUCACUACCCACAUAAUUCAAUACAGAAAGUAUGCUCUACACAUAUAAGUCACUACUUAAAUUAUUCACUGCUCAACGGAUUCACUAUCCAACUGAUUCACUACCCAAGUGAUUCACUACCCAACUGAUUCACUACCAAACUGAUUCACUACCCAACUGAUUCACUACCCAACUGAUUCACUACCCAACCGAUUCACUACCCAACUGAUUCACGAUCCAACUGAUCAACUACCCAACUGAUCAACUAUUCAAAUGAUCCACUUCCCGAUUGUACGAACCUCCAAUGAUCAGCCGCCUACUUGCCCCCUUACCUUAACGUUGCCCAAUCAUCUUUAUGUAUCAGAGAGUUUAGAAAACAAGUUUCUGUUGCUUUUUUUCCUAUGCUAAACCUGCAGGUCAACGUCUGCUCUGUCCUGGUAGCUGCACCGAGACUAACCUGGCCGAGUGUGUGCAAGCUGGAACAUACUGUACUCAAGGACAGGUUGGUCGGACGUCAUAUGUGAUGCGCGAUUUUUGAUACGUGUUAUGUGAUGGUGAUAGUUGAUCUUUGAUAUGUGAUAUGAUAGUCAUUGAUAUAGACUUCUCAACGCUGAACAUUUUGAUGAAUUCAAAACUCGAUGUGUUGUGUGCGCACUCUUGUAGAGUUGUGUCUAUCAGAUGUCAUUCGUAAUUUGACGACAGGCAACACUGUGACAAUACACUGACUUAUUUGCGACUCCUGGUCCCCAGUUCUGCGAAGUUGUGUUCGACGACCACCUGAGUGUCAAGGGACAGUGCAGAAACAAUAACGAAUUGCCGGUGAGAGACCUUUACCUAGUAGGCGAUGCCAAAAGUGACCGAGUAAACAGCCACCCUGUGGUUUUUGAAAUAGGAGAACAGAAAGUUUAGUAAAACUUGAUAAAAGCUAAACAAACAUUUUUAUGUUUGAAACCAAGCUAAAAGUUUUAAUUUUGAAACAAAUUAAAUAUAUUAUUUUUGAAACGAGUUAGAGCGUUAACUUUGAAACUAAACAAAAUUUGUUAAUUUUGAAACCGAGCAAAACAUGUCAGUUUAGAAAUUAGUUAAAAGUGUUAAUUUUGAAACGAGUUAAACGUGUUAAUUUUUGCAACCAAGCUAAGUGUUAAUUUUAAAACCAAGCUAAAAUGUUAAUUUUGAAACGAGGUAAAAGUGUUAAUUUUGAAAUGAGGUAAAAGUGUUAAUUUUGAAACGAGGUAAAAGUGUUAAUUUUGAAACGAGGUAAAAGUGUUAAUUUUGAAACGAGGUAAAAGUGUUAAUUUUGAAACGAGGUAAAAGUGUUAAUUUUGAAAUGAGGUAAAAGUGUUAAUUUUGAAACGAGGUAAAAGUGUUAAUUUUGAAAUGAGGUAAAAGUGUUAAUUUUGAAACGAGGUAAAAGUGUUAAUUUUGAAACGAGGUAAAAGUGUUAAUUUUGAAACGAGGUAAAAGUGUUAAUUUUGAAACGAGGUAAAAGUGUUAAUUUUGAAACGAGGUAAAAGUGUUAAUUUUGAAACCAAGCUGAACGUGUUAAUUUUGAAAUUUUUUUUUUCCACCGAUUAGCAUCCUAAAAAUCAAAUAACUAUUCUCUUCUCCCCAGAAAUGUCUCGAGGAACAAUCAAAGCAUCCUUGUGUCAUCACGGAGCAUGCGCACAGAUGUUUUUGGGACUGUUGCUCCGACACCACCUGCCUGACUAAACACUUUAGUCCUUACAUAGGUGAUCAUGCUUGGACCUCUUCUUACCUGUGCAUGCUAUUUAAUAUAAAGUAUACACUAUCUUUAAAAAAAAAAAAAGACACGAUCUAGCAUUCUCUUUAGGGUUACAGAAAUCAGGUAUCAAGUCAAACCUUAUGUGUUUAAUUAUUUAACGGGAGUACAUGUUGUCAUAUUCAAAGGAAGCUCUCAGUCGUAACAGCGCUGGGGUUAUCAACCCCCGAAAAAGUCAUUGAAUAACACUCUUUAACUUGGUCAGUGGUAGGGACAGAUAAAGAGAAAGAUGUUUGUUCGCGUUAGUUCAUACAUUAAUAUCAACCUAAAGGACAGAGUCUUUCUGUCAGGUGGGAUUUUGUUUCAUUCCAGCAUCUAAUUUUUUAAUAUAUAAAUGUUUCGACUCUGCUGUCAUCCUGGUAGCCAAAGAAACAUAAUCGGUCAUAUAACUAAUCAUUUGUAUGAUAAGAAAUCCAAUUUUUUUUUCUACUAACCAAUUCAAUAAAUAUCCAAGAAUUAAAAAAAAAACCCCAGUUUAGAAUAAAUACAAUGUCUAUAAAUGUCUAUAUACGUGUAUCCAUGGAUGGUUGGGGGCUUGUUAACCUUAGAUGGCAACACAUCUAGUUAAAGGACAACUCUGAAUUCAAAGCCGGAGAUUGAUACCCGUAGGCGGUAUGUCAUUAUCUCUAAAGACCGAACGAAAAUGAUUUUCUGAUUUCGGCCGAAACGGAAACUAGGUUGAAAUUAAACCGAAAGUGACAUUUUGUUUCGACCGAAACCGAAAUUAAAACAAAACUUCACUUUUUGUUUUCGGCCGAUGAAGUUAUUCCACUCAUACAUUCUACAUAUAUCAAAAUAAAUGAUGGGAGAAAGUAUCAAUAUUUACAAUCUUUUUUUUAAAAAUGAGUUCAUCAUGAAUAUUAAUAAAUGAACAUUAAAUGAAUACUCUUGCCUUUUAAUAUUUAAAUUUAAAUGUAAUUAAAAUUUCUUAAAUUUUUUUAAAAAUUACUAUGAUAAGAGCAAAUUUGGACCGGGGAGGGGGGGGGGGGCAAAAUUCAUGCAAAUAGACCCUUGAGUGGCCUUUUAAUUCGGUGACCACCUCCCCUCUCCCUUGGUGGGGGAAAUUAUUAUUAUUUUUUUUUUAACCGGGUUUAUUAAAAUAGUUCUUCUGACGGGUUUCGACGAACAAUCGUAAGACAUCUAAAUUGGUCGCCUAAGCCAGUGAUACAUGCAUACACGUGUUAUUUUUCUCAAUAACAAUGUUUAUGACCAUGAUAAUGAUGAAUUUCAAGAAAUAAAUGAAUUGAAAAAGCCUAGGUAUCCUUAAAUUUAAAUAAAAAAAAAAAAAAAAAAAGGAACAAUUUUACCAUUAUUUAAAUAAAAAAAAAAAAAAAAAAUAGGUACAAUUUUACCAUUUCCUAGGAUUAUUCAUCUUUGCCUAUGGCAACAUUGAUGAGCAUGAUGAUGAUAAAUCAAAAUGAAUAUCACAAAUAAAGGAAUUGAAUAAACCUAGGGUUCCAAAUUUAAAUUUUGACAAAAAUUAAAACAAAAAUAAUGAUAUAAAGUAUUACCAUUCCACUAGUUUUCCUACCACAAAACUGCUUACAUUUGCCUAGGCCUAAAUAAAAUGUAUUUUUUUGGAAAUAAAUGAUGAGUAGGUCUGGUUCUGGUCCUGGUUCUGGUAGUGUUUGUUGCUGCAUCCAUGUACUGGCAUUUUUGCAAUGGUUGGGGGUAUGUUGCUGCUAUUCUAACAGUUCCUAGCUGAUGCCAGGCCAGCCUUGGAGCUUUCGACUGAUGUCGAGUUCACAGUGGCAUCGUUCAGGUUGUUCCAUGUUAUUAUUGUGCAUGGGAAGAAAGAUUUUUUAUACUGCACUGUGUUGCACUGAGGCACUUUGAAGCAUUUGCUAUUGUUUCUGGUGUAAUUGUUAAUGGGAAUGUCAGUGGUGAAGUCCAUGAUCAGUGAGCGUUUUGCUCUGAUCUGUAUGCACAGGCAACAACACAAACUCCAACAACAGGGCCGUCAGGUCAUCAUGCCGCUGUGAGUAGUUUUUGCAGAGUACUAGUCAUAUAACAUACGAUGAUAGCUAGACGUCGAGCAAUAAUGAAUAUCGGAUUGUCAGCCUAAAGACAGAAAGACAGUCUGAUAGAUGACCGAGAACUCCAAUCAUUUUCAACCGAAACCGAAAUUAAAUCGAAAGUUAAAAAAAAACCAAAAGAAAUAAACACCUUGAACAUUGUUAAAUUUUACCAAACUUUUCCUUUACAGUCGUCAAUACCAUCAGUCAGACCACCCAACGUCAGGUGACAGCUACAAUGGCACCAACACUACCUCCCACACCGGCAACGACACAAGCUCCAAUAACAGGACCGUCUGGUGAGUAGUUUGUGAAAAUUUUAAAUUUCAAUGAAGAUUUUACGGUCAGACAAAAAGGCAGGGCGGAUAGAAUCAUGGUAGACAUGUCGAUAGUUGUAUCAGACAGACGGUCAGGUAGAAUCCAGGUAGACAUGUCGAAAGUUGUGUUAUUAUUUAACAAAAUAUAUGUGCCUCUCAUGUGAGCAGUGAGCAGUGAGCAGUGAGGUGUAGUGAUUGAUUGAAUGGCUCAGUCCCUUUUGGAUAAUUUUAAAAUAAUUUGAUACGCCACAGUAAAGCCGAUCACCUGCUAUGAUUGUGAUGGUGGAUUAUGUCAGCACAAUGAGAGAAAUGCCACCUGUCCAGGAGGAUACUGUAUGUUGACAGUGGAUGAAGACACAGGUGGCGGUCGGUACAUCAAGAAAAGGUGAGAUUUGUGAUUUAGGAUUGUUGUGAUCACGUCAUGUCAGUUCACAUCAGUGACGUCAUUCCCGUGUACCUCAAUGAUUUCCUCUCCUUGUAUAUCAGUUACGUCCUGUCUGUGUACAUAAAUGACGUCUUGCCUAUGUAACACCAUGACAUCCUUCCUGUGUACAUCAGUGACGUCCUGCAUGUGUACAUUAAUGACUUCCUCUCUUAGAACAUCAAUGGCGUCACGUCUGUGUACAACAAUGACGUCAUGUCUGUGUACAUAAAUGCUUUCUACUAUGUGCACACGAAUGAUGGGUUGCCUGUGUACAUCUAUAAUGUCAUUUUAUUUGUACAUUAAUGACGUUUUGCCUCUGUACAUAAAUGACGUCAUGGUUGUGUACAUAAAUGACAUCAUUACUGUUUUCAUCGAUGGCGUCCUAUCUGUGUACAUCAAUGAUGUCCUGCCUGUGUACUUCAAUGACAUCCUGUCUGUGUACACCAUUGACGUGCUAUCUCUGUACAUAAGAGACGUAUUGUCUGUGAAAAUCAGUAAUGCGUUGCCUGUGUACACAUACGACGGCCAUCUGUGUACACCAAUGACACACUGCAUGUAUACAUCGAGAAAGUCCUGAUUGUGUACAUCGAUGAUGUCAUGCAUGUUAAAGUUUAAGUCAUACACGUCUUUACCUUAGCUGUUUUCAGCUGAAUAUAAGUUUCGCCAUCAUGUAUCAGGAAAUGUUCUAUUCAUGUUGUGUUUCUUGUUUGGUCUUGUCUGCUGAAAAAGACGUUUAACUGAAAAUUCAUUUUAAGUGUCCUUUCUUUUUUCCCAAGCCUAAAAAUAUCUUGUCGCACUAUUUAAUUUCUUUGUGGAAGAAACUGUUUAAGCAAUUAGUGAAUAUGACAUGUUAAAAAAAAAAAAAGUUGAGAACAUCUUAGCGCGCCAAUGUCUUAAAUUAACUUUUGGUGCAUUCAUCAGAUGCUCCGAUGAGACAGAGUGCUAUGACAGCUGGAGCAACGGUUGGAAAGAGGAUCAGCUGUGCGCCCAAUAUCUUUUGACACCCACGAAAAUAAGCGGUCAAGAUAUGUCGUGCCAGUUCUGCUGUACUGGAGACCAUUGCAAUAAUCAUAUUGACAUACAGAAUGUUUACAAAUUUUAGUGAACCUCAGUUUACCUGUUGUAUUCGACACCGUAGUGGUAGUCCGUUUUAUAUAUACAUAGAGUACACCUAAAUAUAACAUUUUUUGGUGCCCGUAAUAGCAAUAUCAUAAUGUAAGCUAUUCUCUGAUCAUGAAGUCUCCACGAGUCAUUAUUUUAAACACAAUAUAAACCCAUAAGUUAAAGUAAGUUCACUUAUUAGAUACACUCCCGUAAAGAACUUCUGUUAUCCCUUUAUUUCUUACAUUUGACGUUCAAAUUUUUUUUUUUUGCAAUUUUAUUUCUAUAAGAUGUUCACGUUAAAUAAAUAGAAUUCGAACUCUGGAUGACAGGAACUAAAAAUACAAAAAAACAGAAAAAUUGGGGUAGGUGGUGGAAAAUGGAUUCUUACCUAAAUGGAAUAAAUUUAUUAUCGUAAAACAAAACCGUUUUUGCAAUGAUCUUCUUAUUUGUUAAUCAAUGUUCUGAUCAUGACUUUUAGAGCAGCCUUAUCCUUACAAAAUUUGAAAUUUUUAGAAAACUUUCGUGAAUGUCUUGCAAAAGUAAAAAAUCUAUUUCAUUGACAUCUAUUUUAAUUUAUAGAUUACACUUAGAAUUUUUAUAAAAAAUUAAGAACGAAAAGAAAAAACAAAAAUUAAAGAAAGGAAAAUAACAGGACGAAAAGCAAAAUUUAGUGUGAU